AAGCAGACACGUCGUAGCUGCCAAGAUCAAGAGGAAACACAAACACCCACAGCCGCCGCGCCUUCCAGUACUCGAGGAAGAGGAACACCAGCAGCGCCAUGGCCACAUCGACCGCCGCCGUGCUGUCCCCGCCGUCCGUGGCCGGGCUCCGCCUGGCGCCGUCCCCCCGCCGGGCGGCGCGCGUGGCGUUCCGCGCGGCGCCGGCGCGGCGGUCCGUGGCGGCGCGCGCGGAGCUGAGCGCGUCGCUGGUGAUCAGCCUGAGCACGGGCGUGUCGCUGUUCCUGGGCCGCUUCGUCUUCUUCAACUUCCAGCGGGAGAACGUGGCGAAGCAGGUGCCCGCGCAGAACGGCAAGACGCACUUCGACGCCGGCGACGAGCGCGCCAAGGAGUUCGCGGCCCUGCUCAAGUCCAACGACCCCGUGGGCUUCAACCUCGUCGACGUCCUCGCCUGGGGCUCGCUCGGCCACAUCGUCGCCUACUACAUCCUCGCCACCUCCAGCAACGGAUACGACCCCAACUUCUUCUGAGCGCCGGCUGGCCGUGUUCUUGAGCUUGUAUUCUACUCCGUGUGUGUGUCUGGCUCUGCGCCAUGCAUGUAUCUGAUGCUCAAAGAUUGGUUAAUUUGGACAAGUAGUGUAACUGCGCGUGUAUAGUGCCGCAUGAAUUUGAUCUUCCUCUAUGUUUCUCUGUCUUCUUCA
Molecule: messenger RNA, 698 nt
Organism: Sorghum bicolor (sorghum)
Lineage: Eukaryota; Viridiplantae; Streptophyta; Magnoliopsida; Poales; Poaceae
Product: photosystem I reaction center subunit V, chloroplastic
Exons: 1
Coding region: 99-527 (142 amino acids)
Biological process (GO): photosynthesis
Cellular component (GO): photosystem I; chloroplast thylakoid membrane
Source: RefSeq, a predicted model, not a curated record